Molecule: messenger RNA, 7237 nt
Organism: Equus quagga
Lineage: Eukaryota; Metazoa; Chordata; Mammalia; Perissodactyla; Equidae
Gene: ATXN7L1
Product: ataxin 7 like 1
Exons: 15
Coding region: 1255-3756 (833 amino acids)
Source: RefSeq, a predicted model, not a curated record
GCUCUGGGGCUUGCAUAAACAGUUAACAAAAACACGGCGCACGAGGCAGCCGUUUCGCUUUCUGUGCUUGUUCUUGGCGCCGGGUCAGUUCUGUGAACUUCUGGUGUCCAACUGGUAGGACCUGAAACUCUGUGUUUAACAAGUGCCUGUCGUCAAAACAGUUGGCGUGUGCAGGCUCGGAUCGCUGGGACCGACUUGCAGCUGGUCAGCCGGCAGGCCCUGGACCGUGCAGAACCCCGAAUCCGGGGCUCUGUUUCGGGGUUGCGCUUUGUUGGUGUUUAGUUGUGGGGGCUUUUUCUCCUCCCCUUUUUUUUUUUUUUCCUUUUCGGUGAUGGCAUGCGUGCUAAUGUGGAUCGCUUCAGGUUCCAAAAGUACAACAUGUUUACACUCCUCGUAGAAUCAGAUCGAGUUGCCAGCCUGAGUCUCUCUAAACGGGGAUGCUUGAGAGUUUUCUGUUCUAACGGUGGAAAGUGAAAUCCAUUUCUGCAGUUAGAGAAACGGCAGAGGCUGUGCAGCCGAGGGUUAUUUUAGCUCUUGGAAAUUCAUUUCUCCGCGAGGUCAUUUGAUAACAUUCCGGAGCACACUCUCCAGCCGCAGAUAUCAGAUACCCCGAUAAUUGCUUUAGGACGGGUUGUUUUCCUUUGGUCGGUCACAAACGGAGUAAAAUGAAACAGUGACACAUACAUUCAACAGAACCCACAAGGGUAAGAGGCCAAAGGAGAAAGUAAGCUGAGAAAAGGCGUUGGUUCCUCCAGGGCUGUGGCGCGGAGUCCUACCGUUCCAGACCAGCCGCUUGUGCACUUGGAGGCCCUCUCACUCUCGGGCUCCAGGCCGGCGGGAUUUGCCCGUCAUCCCAGAUCUGGAGACCGUCCCACCUUGAUGAGAAGGCUGCGUCCGAUCUACGGUUAUGUCAGAGGAGGAGCAUCAGACACUACAGUAACCACGGCGAUGCGGAGAUUCAUCUGUGACUCAUUCCUGCACAUGUGCGUGUCUAGAACCAGGCGCCGUCUCUUUGUCUGGCUGCGUAGUCAAAGGAAAGACAACGAGAGAAAGAGAGAAUAUAUUCGAGAGUCACGAGAGAGGCUGAGUUCGCUUUCGUGUGUCCUGUGAUGAUUCUCAGCUGACUUCAGCAGCCCACCUGUCUUGAGGGAGACUGUUACACGGCCUGACUCAGCUUUUAAACCUCUGUUGCUUGUCUGAUCCCAUUGACUCCUCCCAACAGCCCUGGAGGGGGCAGAGAGAAGACACGGUUCAAUGUGCAGGCCGCCUCCCUCUCCAGCAUCUCCGCCCUCCAACUCCAGGACGUCCCUGGUCCAGGUGAAAACGAAGGCCUGUCUCAGCGGCCAUAACUCUGCCAGCAGCAUCUCAAAGCCAUUCAAAACGCCCAAAGACAAUCUACUUACCUCCAGCAGCAGACAGCACACGGUCUUUUCUGCGAAAGGAUCAAGGGACAAACCAUGCGUUCCGGUUCCUGUAGUCAGUUUAGAGAAAAUUCCUAACCUAGUGAAGGCAGAUGGUGCCAAUGUCAAAAUGAACUCUGCAACCACUGCUGCGGUCACGUGCUACUCCAAUUCAUCCUCUGCCAUCUCUACCCCACCUUUAAUUAAGGCGGUCUUGAUGUCCAAGUCAGUGCCACCUUCCCCAGAGAAGAUCUUAAAUGGCAAAGGAAUUCUAUCCGCCACAGUAGACAAGAAACACCAAAAUGGCACCAAAAACAACAACAAGCCUUACAGGAGAGUUUCAGAGAGAGAAUUUGACCCAAAUAAACACUGUGGAGUGUUGGAUCCCGAGACAAAGAAACCUUGCACAAGAUCCCUCACCUGCAAGACACACUCGCUAAGCCAUCGGAGGGCAGUCCCGGGCCGGAAAAAGCAAUUUGACCUCCUUCUGGCAGAACACAAAGCCAAGUCUCGGGAAAAAGAAGUUAAAGAUAAAGAGCAUCUCCUGGCUUCAGCAAGGGAAGUACUUCCAAACCAGUCCGGGCCAGCUCCGGACUCCCUGCCAGGACCUUCAGGGAGCUCUGGACCAGAACCUAAAGUCGCAUCCCCUGCAAAAUCCAGGCCACCUAACUCUGUGCUUCCCAGACCAUCAUCUGCAAAUAGCAUAAGCAGCAGCACGUCUUCAAAUCACAGCGGCUACACUCCGGAGCCCCCUCUGCCCCCAGUUGGAGGUGACCUCGCCAGCCGACUGUCGAGUGAUGAAGGGGAGAUGGACGGUGCCGACGAAUCGGAGAAGUUAGACUGUCAUUUCUCCACCCACCACCCCAGACCUCUUGCAUUUUGCUCGUUCGGGAGUCGCCUCAUGGGACGAGGGUACUAUGUGUUUGAUAGAAGAUGGGAUCGUUUUCGGUUCGCACUAAACUCCAUGGUAGAAAAACACUUGAAUUCACAGAUGUGGAAGCACAGAAACCCGAGCCACAGGGCGUCAGGUCCCUCCCCCCUUUUCAGGACUUGCCUAACCAAUCUGCUGUCACUGAGCAACAUUGGGGCUGCCUGGGUGUCAACUCUGGAGAGCGUAGCACCCCGCUGCCCUCUCAACCUCGCUGCCCAAACCCCAGGCCCCAACGGGCCGGAACCUGGAGGGAUGGCAGCCGAUGGGGGCGUGGAAGACAUUAGGAAGAAAAGGAACAGCCAAGACUCUUUUUUCUUUAACAAGCAUUUAACUCUGCAUCAGGAGACGCCAACACAGUAUUCUCUUUCAGCCAGGAAGAUUCCUCCCGCGGUGGAUAGCCCCAUGGCCUCGCCGGCAGCCCACAUCGCUUCCCCCGUCGCCACGUCCGUUUUACAGCCCUUCAGCUCCCCCAGUGCUGUGUACAUCCCUUCAGCUCCCAUCAGCUCAAGACUCACCUCUUCUUACAUCAUGACAUCCGCCAUGCUCUCAAACGCAGCUUUCGUGGCAUCGCCGGACCCCAGCGCCCUCAUGUCACACACCGCGGCUUUCCCUCACGUGGCUGCAACCCUCAGCAUCAUGGACUCAACCUUCAAGGCCCCAUCCGCCGUGUCCCCGAUACCAGCCAUCAUCCCUUCCCCAUCCCACAAGCCAUCCAAAACCAAAACCAGCAAACCCUCAAAAGUCAAGGACCUGUCCGCCCGUAGCGACGAGCCUCCAAGUAACAAAAAGAGGAAGCCGCAGUCUUCGACUUCCUCCUGCUCCUUACCCUUGCAGACACCCCUCUCGUCUCCACUAUCAGGGCCCCACAAAAAGAACUGUGUCUUGAAUGCCAGUUCAGCUUUGAACUCCUACCCAGCGGGCCCUCCCUAUAACAGUCUGUCUGUGCACAACUCCAACAACGGGGGGAGCCCACUCAGUGCCAAACUGGAGCCCUCAGGACGGACCUCGCUGCCCGGCGGCCCCGUGGACCUCGGGAGGCACGUGGGCUCGGUGGGUGGCAGCGGGGACUCCUGUCCCCUCUCCGUGCCCUCCCUUGCAGGGGACCUCUCUCUGGCCCCCCACAAUGCCAUGUCUUCUCUGCCCCUCUCUUUUGACAAAUCAGAAGGAAAAAAGCGUAAGAACUCGAGUUCUAGUAGCAAAGCCUGUAAAAUUACUAAAAUGCCGGGUAUGAAUAGUGUUCACAGAAAGAACCCGCCCAGCCUUCUCGCACCGGUGCCCGAUCCUGUUAACAGCACCUCCUCUCGGCAGGUUGGGAAAAAUAGCAGCCUAGCUCUGUCGCAAUCCAGUCCUUCAAGCAUAUCCAGCCCAGGACACAGCCGACAGAAGACCACAAACAGAACGGGCAGGAUAAGGACUCUUCCAUAACAAGACAAUGAAGCCACUUCCAAACCAAUGCCUGGCCACCCGCUCCCACCCUGGGAGGCCGAGGGAGAGGCGGGGGGAGCGGGCAGGGGGAAGAGUCUCUUUCCUGUGGCUCUGCCUUUCUUCUCUUUUUAAUUGACCAAUUUUUAGUUUUGAAGAAAAAGAAAAAGGCAAAAGAACGUGAAAUUGAGAUUUACAGAAAACUAUACCAGUGUUUGGUUUCCGUUGUCUUUCAUUUGCCACGUGUACACAUUCUUCCAAGGUCAGGUCACUCCUCUGGCUUCCCAUCCUCCCGCUGCACCUUCCGGGCGCUCUGGCCCGCAAGCGGACCCUGCAGAAUGUCAGUCCCUGUUGGCAUCGUCUGAAACUUCAACUUCAGCACACGCAGCGCCCUUUCCUUGUCGUCUCCCGCCCAUCUUUUCCAUCCUCUCUGACCUGGCACCCACUGGGUCCCCACUGGCCAUGAGAAGGAGCUGGCUCUCACAGGCUCCCUGAUGGACAGUGUGCUGGGGGGAGGGGAUUUGCUGGGAGGAGCCCGUGUCUGGGGAGCCCACAGCACAGAGCUGGAGGGUGGACCGAAUGCCCUCAGCAGGUCUGUGGUGCAGCUGGCGGAAGCCAGAUGCUAUGGGGAAAAUUGAGAACAGCAGCCGUUUAUUGAUGAGGUUGACCCAAUACCACUGUCCAGCUGUGCAGCUCAGAGAGGAUAUACUGGGUCAGGGACAGGGGCUGCAACGGGCCUGGGAGGAGGUGGCAGGAAGCAGAGAUGAGGGUAGGGGAAGACAUCCCUUAGAAGAUGUGGGAACUGGGUGACUGUGGUAAUCUGAGCUUGUUGGAAAUCCAUGCUGCAAAAUCCCUUCCAGGGAGCUGUGCACAAGGACCCCAAGCUGGACGAGCCAGAGAGGGAGGAAUCCCAGGGGAAACCCAGGGCACGAGACCCCAGGAGGCCACUCAGGAAGAGGCCCGGUGCCCACAGCUGUGGGAGUUCUCAGGGUGCCCUCCCGGGCUAGGCGAGAGGAGAAAAAGCAGGGAAGGAAGGAAGGUUCUGGGGGAAAGCUUCCACCGGGGGUUAAGUGUCAGACUGCUGGUGAGGACAAAUACUAGCAUCGCCCACCCACCUCCGUGCCCGGGACCACAGGGCCCACGGCAUCAGCACCUCCAUAGAUCAGCUUGUGCUGGGUCAGCAGAGGCCCCGGCUCAGGUGCAGUCACCCCUGGAGGGAGUGGUGAGGCCAAGCCAUCGCUGAGUGGGGAAGAGCCCAAAGAGAGGAGCUGGGGGCCUGCAGCUCUGAAAGCAUCCACACUGGAGUUUUGACGGAAAGCAAUACCGUGAGCUCGGAUAGGGAAUCAAUCAGGAGAGGAAAUCACAAUAUGAAAUAGAGGUGCUGCGCUAUGAAGCACGUAAUUCUGCAUCCGAUGCAACGGCAGGGGCAUCGGUGGUUUUGCUUCAUCCCUAAACCGGAAAUGAAUGCCGGUUUUGCAGCCGGACACAAACUCUCAUCCCCAUCCUGAAGUUUUCCUUUUCUUUCCCAUCCCCCACAACCCAAAGAUCAGACUACUGUUAAGUUUCGCCACACGAUUGGAUUUUGCAAAGACGGGAGGCCGACGGAGUGAAUUGCAUCAAUGGAGUUGCACUGACCAUGUUUCUUAUAGGAUACUAAAAUUUUUAAUAUAAAAUGAAGAUUUUUUUUAAAAAAAUCAGGAGUCGCUGUUAGGUACCAGGACAUUAGUUCAGAUGAUUUCAUUUUUAUUUCCACAGUGUUAAAAGUGCACUUAUAUGCUGGUUUAUUUACGUCUUGGGAAAAAGAGACUGCAAAUUGAAGGGAAGAUUCUUACGUUUUCUUUUUUUAAAAAAAAGGUUAAGGCAGAUUUUAAGACUUAUAAAUGUUUAAGAAAUUAUAAACAAGGUUAGACCCUUUGAAAAAAAGUUUAGAAGAUAUUCUUAAAGUAAAUUUUUAUAGUGUUAAUUUUGUAAUAAUUUAUGUUUUACUAUAUUACAGAGCUAACUGACCAGAAUAGUUUCAGAAACAAUAUGAAACUUAGGAAAGUUGAAGCAGUGUUUAUAUUUUUAAAAUGUUCUUUGAAUUAUGUUUUUAUUGUACAUUUCUUCAGACUGAAAAGUAUGUACAUAUCUUUGUUAUUUUUGCACAAUUUUUGUCUCGUUCGGUUUUCGAAGUCCGUUGUUUUUUCCUAAUUUAUUUUGAGUUGUAAAACUUGCAGGAGUAGAAACAAAAGAAAAAAGUCUCAGCAACAAAACAACCCUCUGAUUUAUAAACUCUUACACUCAAAGAGGGAAAAAAUACAGGUUGAGAGAUUAAGUGGCUGCUUCUGAGAAAUAAUGUCUCGACGGGGACUAAAGGAGCAAUUCAUGGGUUAAACAUGUGCGCUCCCUACAUCUUGAAUUGCAAGCUGGAAUAAAAGACUCCUCCACCGAAUGUUGCUUACUUGGUGCAAGACUGCCUCUGACCAGGGUGAGGACGUUUCUGGAAAAUAGCAAAAAGGGAAAACCCACAGUGUCUCUUCCUUUACCAUCAACCACAGGUUUAGAAAUAUGACGUAUUGCAAACUCACAGCUUGAAAAAUGAACGCCAAUCAAAGGUUUUCUUUGGGUUUGUUUUCGCGGAGUCCGACUGGACCAGCCUGUAAAGCGUUUUUAGGGUGAUGCCCUUUGGGUUCUUCUGUCCCGCACAGCCUGCUCAGCCCUCUCUCCCAGCCCCUUGACUGCACACACCCCCAUUUGCCUGAAGAUCUCGUGACUUGUCGCCAGCCGGAGAGGCUCGAAAGCCCUGGUGGUUCAGCAUCACGCAAUGUGUAGACCUGUCAGCCAUAAAAAAGCGACCUGGAUAACUUGUAUGCCUUCUUUUGUAUCAAUGUACCAAUUGUAAAUAACGCUGAUCAACCUUUGUAGAGAAUAGUUUAUACAGCAUAUUCUAUUAUUGCUGAUUCUCAGUGAACUCUCGUUUUAAAAAAAGGAAAAAAAGAAAUUUUCUAUUUACACCUUAUAUUUUGUUAUGCUGUUGGCCCAUGGCACUUUAAGAAAAACUCGGUGGGUUUGACGUAGCUGGUCGGUCAUGGGGUAUAUUAAAUAACUGUUGUUGCACAGACGAGAAUUUGCACCUGUUCAUUUGUCCUUUCUACUACCAAUUUUAGAACCUUUUCCAGAAGAAUUUUGAAGAAAGCAUGUCCAAACAUUCGAAACAAACAACCACACUUGUGGAGUGGGUUUCUUUUCUAUGAUCCAUAUUUUGUAACACUAAGUAUUUCCCUUUGUCCGGCACCUUUAUGUGUUAGCACUAUCAGAUAGAAUUCAUUCCAUGCCUGUGAUAUUGUAAGCAGAAUCAAUGUCUCAAGUGGGUGUAAAUAGUAAAUUCUAUGGCUUACAGUUUUAAAGAGGAAAGAACAAACAUGUCUAUCGAUACUGCCGUGGUUCAGCACCAGGCCUGGAGACAUUCUCUGGUGAGCGAUUGUAUUUUUUUUUUUUUUCCUUU